GUUAAAUAUAAGCAGCAAUCUAUUGAUAACUGUUUCCGUGAGAGACUUUUCUUCAGCUGCUGAAGCAGGAACUCUGGAUUGAUUGACCUUGAUUUACAAAGCACUUGAAGCAGGAGGAAAACUGCAGCCAUGAAGCUUCUCUACUUGCUGCAGCUGGUCUGCUUGGCCGGCUGCAGUACUUCCAGAUCCAGAGAGUGGGCUCAUCAUGGAGCCCCAAUGUUUGCCGACCUCACAGUACGGGAGAUGAAAGCUGUCCGGGACUACCUGCAUGGUAUUCCAGAGAUGGAGCUCACUAGCGCUCGCAGCAAAACUCUGAAGAAGAACAGUAUCCUUCUAAUGGAACUCCAUCUGCCAAAGAAGUAUGAGGCCCUAAGAGCUCUGGACCGUGGACAAGCCAAACCGCCACGCCAAGCUCGAGUCAUCAUUCAGUUUGGGAACCAAACCAAGCCCAACAUUACUGAGUACAUUGUGAGUCCUCUGCCAUCCCCGAAGUCUCACAUAGUGAAGACAUUCAAGGGGGAGAAGCCUGUUCAGUUUGAUUCAAGGCCCAUUACUGCUGCAGAGUAUGGCCAUAUUGUUGACAUCCUUGUGAAGAUCUCAAAUAAAGCUCACAAGCUCCUGUUUGAAACCACGGGAGGAUUUUCCUUCUCGAACUGCUCUGACCGCUGCCUGACAUUCUCAGACAUUGCCCCCCGUGGGUUGGGUCCAGGUGAGAGGAGAUCCUGGAUUAUGUUGCAAAAGUUUGUGGAGGGUUAUUUCAUUCACCCAAUUGGAUUUGAAGUACUGAUCAACCACCAGGACCUGGACCCAGAAAAAUGGACUGUUGAGAAGGUCUGGUACAGCAGUAGGUAUUUUGACAGUGUUGAGGAACUGGUAGAAAAAUAUGAAUCAGGAAAAGUGGAAAAGGUCAAACUGCCUGAUCACGGUGAUGAUGAUUUUUUUUCCACUUACAUCCCCCGGGGUUACAGCAACACUCCCACUAAUAUCCAUGGACCAAAGCUUGUGGAGCCUCAGGGGCCUCGCUAUUAUGUUGACCACAACUUUGUUGAAUAUGCUGGAUGGUCUUUUGCCUACAGAGUCCGCUCAUCAGCUGGGCUUCAAGUUUUUGACCUGCGUUUUAAUGGGGAAAGGAUUGCCUAUGAGAUCAGCCUCCAAGAAGCUAUUGCCUUCUAUGCAGGUGAUACUCCCGCUGCCAUGCAGACAAAGUACAUCGAUGCAGGCUGGGCAAUGGGCACCUCAACCUAUGAGUUGGCACCUGGAAUCGACUGUCCAGAAAUUGCAACCUUUGUUGACCUUUACCACUACUUUGACACAGACAAACCUGUGCGCUACAGAAAUGCUCUCUGUAUUUUUGAGAUGACCACUGCUAUGCCUCUGAGAAGGCAUUUCAACUCCAACUUUCAGGGGGGAUACAACUUCUUCGCAGGGCUGGAAAACACCGUGUUAGUGAUGCGGACAACCUCCACAGUAUACAACUAUGACUACAUCUGGGACUUCCUCUUCUACCUGAAUGGGGUGGUGGAGGUAAAGGUCAGUGCAUCUGGAUACAUCCAUGCUACUUUCUUUACACCUAACGGACUUCACUAUGGUACAAAGGUGUACAACUAUGUGCUGGGUAACCUGCACACACACCUCAUCCAUUAUAAAGUGGACCUGGAUAUUGCUGGUCGAGAGAACAGCUUUGAGACCAUGGAUCUAAAAUUUGUCAACUUCACAAAUCCAUGGAGCCCAAAGGAUUUCGUCGUCCAAUCCAAACUCCACAGGACCGAACACAAGACUGAGCGAUCUGCAGCUUUUCGUUUUGGCAAAAAGUUCCCCCGCUAUUUGCACUUUUACAACCCCAGUGAGAAAAACAAAUGGGGGCACCAGAAGGGUUAUCGUAUUCAGUUUAAUUCACAUGCUCACAGUGUCCUUCCAAGAGGCUGGAGAGAGGAAAAUGGCAUCAGUUGGUCAAGAUAUCCUCUGGCUGUGACUCGUCAUAAAGAUAGUGAAACCACCAGCAGCAGCAUUUAUGCUCAGAAUGACCCAUGGGAACCUGCGGUGUCCUUUGAGGACUACAUCCGCAACAAUGAAGAUAUAGUCAACCAGGACCUGGUCGCCUGGGUGACGGUGGGCUUCCUGCAUGUGCCUCAUUCAGAAGACAUCCCCAACACGGCAACACCUGGCAACGCAGUGGGCUUCUUCCUCCGACCGUUCAAUUUCUUUGAUGAAGAUCCUUCUCUGGCAUCCAGGAGCACCGUCAUUGUCCGGCCGGGCCAGGACGGCAAGCCCAAGGUCCAGAGAUGGACGCCUGAGGUCAUCGGUCACUGUGUGACAGACAAGCCAUUCUUCUACAAUGGCACUUAUGCAGGAGUCUGAAAGUAUUUUCUUAGCACAUGUUGUAUGAUGAGGUUCUCAGGUUAACAACAAUCACUUAAAUAACAUAGUCAGUUUAUCUGAAAUAAUGUACAACGAUGACAAACCUCUGAGUUGUUUUUUCUUUCUUAUUUUAUCAAAAAUUCAUGUGAUACAAUAAAGGAGAACAUUUUAAGAAGGGUAAA
Amphiprion ocellaris (clown anemonefish) is the source of this 2540-nucleotide messenger RNA. It is a transcript of the gene aoc1, whose product is annotated as amine oxidase copper containing 1. The transcript is spliced from 5 exons. Gene Ontology annotation, molecular function: diamine oxidase activity; copper ion binding; primary methylamine oxidase activity. Bases 130 to 2358 code for a protein of 742 amino acids. The record is from RefSeq and is a predicted model, not a curated record. Gene Ontology annotation, biological process: amine metabolic process; response to antibiotic. Gene Ontology annotation, cellular component: plasma membrane. NCBI's taxonomy places the organism in Eukaryota, Metazoa, Chordata, Actinopteri, Pomacentridae.